Molecule: messenger RNA, 2073 nt
Organism: Penicillium odoratum
Lineage: Eukaryota; Fungi; Ascomycota; Eurotiomycetes; Eurotiales; Aspergillaceae
Exons: 3
Coding region: 1-2073 (690 amino acids)
Biological process (GO): L-tryptophan biosynthetic process
Cellular component (GO): cytoplasm
Molecular function (GO): tryptophan synthase activity
Source: RefSeq, a predicted model, not a curated record
AUGGAGUAUCUUCAACAGACUUUCGCUCAAUGCCAGAAGGAAGAUCGCCCAGCGCUGGUCACUUAUGUGACAGCGGGAUUCCCACGGGCGGAAGACACUCCAGAUAUUUUGCUGGGGAUGCAAGCUGGAGGGGCUGAUAUUAUCGAGCUUGGUCUACCAUUCACGGAUCCCAUUGCAGACGGCCCAACAAUUCAAAAAUCUAAUUUGAAGGCACUCGAAAAUGGUGUUACCAUCACCUCGAUGCUGGAAAUGGUGCGCGAUGCUCGUCAAAAAGGACUCAAGACACCUGUGCUUUUCAUGGGAUACUACAACCCGAUCUUACACUAUGGCGAAUCUAAAUUCCUCGCUGAUUGCAAAGAAGUCGGAGUCAAUGGUUUCAUUGUCGUCGAUCUCCCGCUCAAGGAGGCAAUCAGAUUCCGCAAUGGCUGUACACAGACUGGUCUUUCCUACAUCCCUUUGAUCGCACCAUCUACGACCGAGGACCGUAUGAAGACCCUCUGCAGCAUGGCUGACUCCUUCAUUUAUCUCGUCUCGCGCAUGGGCGUGACCGGCGCGACAGGAACCCUCAAUUCGGAACUCCCUGCCCUUAUCAAGCACGUCAAGGAGCUCUCGGGCAAUGUACCUGUGGCAGUGGGAUUCGGGAUUAGUACGCGCGAGCAUUUCCUAAGCGUCACCUCGAUUGCCGACGGUGCCGUGAUCGGUAGUCAAGUGAUUAACGUUCUCGGAGAUGCUCCAUCCGGCCAGGCUGCCCAAGUCAUCGAGAAUUAUUGCUCGCAGAUCACGCAGAGAAAAGUCAAUCGGGAUGGCUCAGUUAUUGCUUCCAUAGCGUCGAAGACAAUUGCUGGUCCGGCUAUCGAGGAGGCAGCUACCACAGAUGUCGUAGGACGCUUUGGUCUUUUCGGCGGUCAAUACGCACCCGAAGCCCUGAUAACUUGUCUUGAUGAAUUAGAGGCCGGAUUUCAAGCUGCGGUAGACGAUCCGACCUUCUGGGACGAAUUCAGAUCUCAUUACCCCUUUAUGGGUCGGACAUCUAGCCUCCAUCUCGCUAGUAGACUGACCGAACACGCUGGCGGAGCUAAUAUUUGGCUGAAACGCGAGGAUCUGAACCACACAGGAUCUCACAAGAUCAACAAUGCUCUGGGUCAGAUUCUGAUUGCUCGUCGACUGGGUAAGACCGAGAUUAUCGCUGAAACAGGAGCGGGCCAACAUGGUGUCGCCACGGCUACUGUCUGUGCCAAGUUCGGCAUGAAAUGCACGAUCUAUAUGGGCGCAGAGGACGUCCGUCGACAGGCAUUGAAUGUGUUCCGUAUCCGCUUGUUAGGUGCAACUGUGAUCCCCGUUGAGUCAGGAUCACGGACUCUCAGGGACGCGGUGAAUGAAGCAUUCCGUGCGUGGAUUGUCCGACUGGAUACGACUCACUAUAUUAUCGGAUCAGCAAUUGGACCACACCCCUUCCCGACUAUGGUUCGCACGUUCCAGAGUGUCAUCGGGGAGGAAACCAAGGCUCAGCUGAAGGAACUAGGCAAGAGUGCCGACGCAGUGAUCGCAUGUGUAGGAGGUGGCUCGAACGCCGUGGGGAUGUUUUAUCCCUUCUCCAGUGAUCCCUCCGUGCAGCUCGUUGGCGUGGAGGCUAGUGGAGAGGGUCUGGAAACGACUCGGCAUUCGGCAACUCUCAAUGGUGGCUCCGUCGGAGUUCUACACGGUGUUCGAACAUAUGUCCUGCAGGAUCAGCAUGGCCAGAUCUCCAACACCCAUUCCGUUUCUGCGGGGCUGAAUUACCCCGGAGUUGGGCCGGAGCUUGCGAAUUGGAAAGAGACUAACCGGGCGACCUUCAUCUCGGCCACCGAUGCACAGGCUUUCCAGGGUUUCCGCCUGCUAAGCCAACUUGAAGGUAUUAUCCCUGCAUUGGAGACCUCCCACGCUGUAUGGGGUGCUAUUGAGACAGCUAAAAAGCUUGGUCCCGGCAAGAAUCUGGUCUUGUGUGUGAGUGGCCGCGGAGACAAAGAUGUGCAGACUGUGGCCGAUGAGUUGCCGAAACUCGGACCUGAAAUUGGAUGGGACUUGCGAUUCUAA